Messenger RNA from Frankliniella occidentalis (western flower thrips), 3267 nucleotides. RefSeq names its product gamma-soluble NSF attachment protein. The coding region runs from base 110 to 1141 and encodes 343 amino acids. Gene Ontology annotation, molecular function: soluble NSF attachment protein activity; syntaxin binding. The record is from RefSeq and is a predicted model, not a curated record. Gene Ontology annotation, cellular component: SNARE complex; vacuolar membrane. Gene Ontology annotation, biological process: intracellular protein transport. The transcript is spliced from 9 exons. NCBI's taxonomy places the organism in Eukaryota, Metazoa, Arthropoda, Insecta, Thysanoptera, Thripidae.
CAGCACAGCGACAGCUCAGGCAGGCUGCGUUUACGUGGGGGUAACGUGGGGUUGCGAAUUUGACAGCUUACACAUUGCAUUGACAGAAAGGUGUGACCUUACACCAGCUAUGUCGAAAAAUCCUAAGAUCGAAGAAGGACUGGAAUGUAUCAGGAACGCAGAAAAGUGCCUUAAAACAUCACUUUUGAAAUGGAGACCAGACUAUGACUCGGCUGCAGAUGAGUACAACAGAGCAGCUACUUGCUUUCGGAAUGCUCGGUCCUUCCAACAAUGCAAAGACUGUCUCUUCAAAGCAGCUGACUGCUAUAAACAAAAUAGAUCAUUUUUUCAUGCCGCCAAAUGCUUGGAGCAAGCCAUGCUGAUGAGUAGGGAUCUUGGAAAUUUAUUAGAAGUAGCGUCUUUGGCAGAGAAAGCCUGUAGCUUGUAUCAGCAGCAUGGCUCAUCAGAAUCAGGAGCUCUUGCUUUGGAUAAAGCAGCUAAAAUAAUUGAAGAGCAGCAUCCAGAAGAGGCCCUCAAGCUGAAUCAACAUGCUGCAGAUGUUGCAAUGACUGAGAAUAAUGUAAGACAAUCAGCAGAAUUUGUUGGCAAAGUCUCAAGGAUUCUUGUUAAGCUUAAAAGGUAUGAUCAAGCUGCUGAUGCUAUAAGACGAGAAAUGGGUUUGCAUGAACAAUCAGAGCACGUACCUGCCAUUGGCAGGCUGGCAGUGGCUCUUGUUUUAGUUCAGCUGGCAAGAGGUGACUAUGUAGCUGCUGAAAAGGCGUUUAAGGAAUGGGGAAAUUGUUGUGAAGCUCCUGAGGUUCAAACCCUAGAAAUGCUUCUUCAAGGAUUUGAUGAAGAAGACUCUGAUACUGUGAAACGAGCUUUGAACAGUCCAUUUAUUAAACACAUGGAUGUAGAGUAUGCAAGACUUGCACGAGAAUUGCCUUUGCCUCAGCCUACCACAGUUGCCCCAAAGGCAACUGUGAGAGAGAAUGCGGCUCCAUCAUAUGUCUCCCCAAAUGCAUCGUCUCAAACGGCCUCAGCUCAAGUUGAUUUUGAAGAAAGUGGUCAAUCAGUUGGAGAGCAUAGUGCACCAGCAGCCUCAUCUGUUGCUGCUACCACUCCAGGAAGUGAAGAUGAGUAUGAGGGCGGUCUAUGCUGAACCUGAGCUGAUUGUAGAGUUCAUGGUUUUACCUAUAGACUGAUGGCAAUACUGUUAUAUCUGUUACUUCAACAAUUGGUAUUGGAGUAGUGUCACAUUAAUUUUCUUUUUAAGUGUCUUUGUUUUCCAAUUGUGUUAAUUUUUUGAGGGAUAAGACACAAAAAUUAAUUGUUUCAGAACACAUGAUAGCAGAGGAAAUGCUGAAAUUUCUUAAAUUAUGGAGGGCAAGGGACUGGGGUGCCUUGUUUCAUUUUUAUUUAAAAGUCAUGUAGAUAUUUUAGAAAGAAUAGUUUGGUUAAAAUCAAUGCUGUCAAUUUUUUUCUGAAAAUUGUCCCUUUUUUAUCCAAUGUUCAUUGAGAACACACAUUUUAAUACUGUUUCAAAUUAAAUAACUCUUCAUGAAUUUUCACCAGAAAAGAUUUUGCUUCUUGCCCAUCAGUUCAACUAUUGUUCAAGUAUAUUUUCUUUCUUCCUUUGAUAUGCAAAUUAAAUUUUCCCACCAGCUCUUUGCUCACUGUGUUGUUAUUACAGUAAAUGACAAUGGUUUAUCUGUUCAAAAAAUAAAAUAAAAAAAAUGACAACUUUAGAAUUACCUGUACAAGUCCUUAAUUUUGGUAACAUGUAGACUUUUUAAUAGAAAUUUUCAAUUAUGUAUUUAGCAUUAUUGAGUUUUUAAACAAUGAAGUCAUUACCACAUAUACGUGGCAUCGGAUUCAGUUUUGGCCCUUGCCUCUGCUGAGAACAGGUCAGGUUUAGAUUGUGAGACAGAGGGUGGGAAUCGAUAACCCUGCUUUUACGCGGUUGUAACCGUUGACCUUUGAAACAGACCCUUCUUUUGGUUACAUUAUUUUCAAUCAAAUUUUUCUAGAUAAAACAAUUAUCCAUCCUUUUGAUUUGUUUGUGAGAAUUGUAUCAAAUCACUUAUCAAAUAGGCAUGGGUUGCUUGGAUGGAAGUGAUAUUUCUCUGUGUGUACAGUAUGUUCAAAUAAAUCUAAGAAGUGGUUGUUACUGGAAUUUUCUCAGAAACAGACCAACAGCUUUUGGAGUGACUGGCUCCUUUUGUAAAGCUCUUUUUACAGAUUUUGGGCAUAUCUGCUAAAUAUCAUUUAAAAUGUACUGUACUUGGAAGUUGCCAGAAUUCAUUUUGGCUUGAGCCAGAUAUGUCUUACAAGAACUUUUCUCCGUAAUUAAGCUUCUGUAGGCCUGUGAUAGUCAUUUGUAUUACAAAAAUGUACUGUAUGUAUAUCAGCGUUAUUCUUUGCUAUUGUGGCAUAGUCAUGAUGUGUCUUAACAUAGCUUGUUAUUGCCAAAUUGUCUAUUUUAUUUCGAUAAUUCUAUUUCUGAUUGUUUUGUAUCCAAGAAUAAGGAUACUUUGAAAAAAAUUAUUUUAUCUGCUCUAUAUAUUUGGCAUAUUUAUAAGUGUUCAGACAGUUAAAAUGUCGAGCAAUAAUGUUAUAUAUAUCUAUAUAUGUAUAGCUAUCAUUACCUAUAUAUCAGUUCAAAGGUGAUAAUGGAGUCUUAAUCAAGUGUGCUCCUCUGCUUUUGGGACUUUUUCUCACUUACAAGCUUUGGAAUGCAACAAUGAAUAUUGUUUUUGGAUACUCCUGUAUAUUAUUUAUUGACGGUCAGUUUCAUCUUUAGGUGCACAAGGCUGCUACCUUUUAAAUGAUAUGAUAAGGUUACCUAUGAAUGUUCCAAUUUGUUUUGUUUACUACCUAUGUGUAUUAACUAUUGGUGCUAGAUGUGGAGUACCUUUACUUUGUUGUUGUUUUCCAUCGAUGAAAAGGUUAGACCUUGAUGAUUGUUACCUCUUUCUUUAAAUGAAGCAAGUUACUAUGUAUCUUAGGAUAAGAAAUGUUUUUGGAAACAUCCUUUGCACAGUGUCAAUAUUUUUCAAAAAUCUUACAUAUUUAUUUCAAAUUAUAAAGUAAAUCUUGUUUGCACCCUCUUAUAUUAAAUAUCGAGGUACUGUAGUUUCCAUUUUACAUAGUUUUUGCUGUGACUUACAUUUUACCUGCUUAAUAUGUAGGCUGUUUUUAAUCAUAUGCAAAUGUGAAAUGUGGUUCAUCAUGUACAAAUUAAUCUUUUGUUAUUAAAAAAAUGAAUAAAAUCCUUAAAAAAAAUAA